This is a messenger RNA of Dendrobium catenatum, 1326 nucleotides long. RefSeq lists its product as uncharacterized. The transcript is spliced from 2 exons. NCBI's taxonomy places the organism in Eukaryota, Viridiplantae, Streptophyta, Magnoliopsida, Asparagales, Orchidaceae. Bases 74 to 802 code for a protein of 242 amino acids. The record is from RefSeq and is a predicted model, not a curated record. Gene Ontology annotation, cellular component: mitochondrial large ribosomal subunit; mitochondrial ribosome.
AUCCCGGAUCGGAUACAUCUCCAAAUUGCCCUAGCCCAAGCGAGUUCAGCCCAAGCUGCCGUUCUACUCCACGAUGUUCCGCAACCUGAGAACUCUCGUCCCAUCCACCCACUCGCUAAUACAGCGCUUCCCCGUCAGCGGCACCGCCAAAGGUAAGGGCAAGGGCAAGGGCAAAGAUAAAGCUGGGCAGCCCCUCAAGCGCUCAAUUAUCCCUAAGAAGAAGCCCGCUGGAAGCGGUGGUGGCGGUGGCCGCGGCAGGAAUGCGGAGAGCGAACUUACCCGCAUGGCCGAGUCCUGUCUCAAUGCCCUCACUCCUCUUCGCUACCUUUCCGCUAAGGAUCUCCAACGCGAGGCCGAGCGCGAGAAGCUAGGUCUCAUCAGCAAGCAACGCCAACGCGAGAUUGACCAGGCCAAGCAAAAGGCAGCCUCUCCAUCCCACGAUGAGCCCUUCCUUAUGGGCACGCCAGGACUUGAUUACAUCUCGCUGGGCCUAGUUGACGCCGAUAAGAUCCCCGAGUACAAGCUCACAGUCGAGGACGGGAGAAGGCUGGCCAAGGAGUACAGCCGCGUGCUGAUGCGGAAGCACCGUGCUCGUCAGGCGGCGGAAACCACACUUUUAAGGCUCAAGAAGGAGGCCAUAGCUGCACUGCCAGAAAAGCUGCAGGCAGCGGCGCUAGUGCCGGACUUCACGCCUUUUCCGGCAAAUCGAUUCAUGGCUACCCUGACUCCGCCUAUAGAAGGGUAUAUUGAGAAGGUCAAGGAGGCUGCAAAGAAGUCUGUUGGGAAGGAGAAAUUGCGAUAAAGGAUGGAAACAUUUCCUCUUCCUGUUUAGAGCUGUUGGUUCUCAGUGGAGUAAAAGACUGAAAAAUUUCAAAAGUUUGUCCACAACAUCUUCUUGACAAGCGAAGUUCACAGGCAUGGAAGGGCACCUAAGUAGUGGAGCUACUGCCUCUCUACUCAUGUCGUUGUUUUCUAUAGUCACUUCAGAAUCUAACAUAUAGGCGUCACCUUUUGCUUUAAGAUCACUUCACUAGUUGCGGCCGCUAUCUUUGUUCUGAGUAGAGUAAAAGACUGAGAAACACCCAAAAGUUCAUCCUCCAUCCCAUCCUAAUGUCAGAAAAAAACAUGCCUUCAUGGGAGAAUGCCUAAGUGGUGGAGCUUCAUCUCUACUACUGUUAUAAUUGCUCAAAAGAGAUGUGUAACUAUUCUCUUUUCUUUGACUAGAAAAUUAUGGGACUUGUUUGUGGUUCACACUUGUCUACAUUGCCUUGUAGCCUUUGCAUAUCAAAUUUUUGAAAGAAACACUAAAUCAAUUGGAUGUGGAAA